AUGUUCUUCGUGUCCGAUAGGAGCUCCUAUUUGGCCUUCUUGUCGACGUCGGGAGACCUUGCGCUCUUCAAACUGAGGCUCUGGCACUCCCGACGGGUUGUGGCGGGGGAUACUCGGCGACUGAAACCCUUGAAAGAGUUAGAGGACAACCAGCUCCAGUGUGCACCGUCUUGGUCGUCGUUAACAGCGCCACCUCCCGGAAAGUAUCUCCACGUCGACGUCGAGCGCAUCUUUUGGACUACACUAGACCCUGCUUGGAGUUACAAGCGCGGCAAAGUUGCAGUGGUGGCGCAACACUACCGCGUAUUUGUCGUCGCUAGCGAUUCCUCUGGCGGACUGCUGUCCUUUUACAACGGCGACAAUGGGGCAUUCAUCAAGGAGAUUCACACGAGGAGCCGCGUUCACGAUGGCGGUGCAGUGCGUUUGAAGCCGAUCCACAGUAGCAGAGGGCUGGUAGCUCUAGCUACGCAGACUCGAGUGGUUUUCGUAGACUCAACCAUACCUCUGCUGGUUCCAGUCGAUUGCAAGGCACCCCGAGGGCACAGGUUUACGAGUCUAGCGACGGAUCCCGCCCGGCCCUCGAUCGUUUACCUCGGGACAUCAACCGGCCGCGCGCUAGUUUUCAAGCUUCACAACUUCGGUGCUGUGCGUCAGCGCUCCGAGUUUAGUGACCAGAGCCCUCGAGGUCGAGUCAUGUGCGCUUUG
Molecule: messenger RNA, 705 nt
Organism: Phytophthora sojae
Lineage: Eukaryota; Oomycota; Peronosporomycetes; Peronosporales; Peronosporaceae
Exons: 2
Molecular function (GO): protein binding
Source: RefSeq, a predicted model, not a curated record